AUGCUCUGGGUGCUCUGGCCGAGGUGGCUGGCUGGCAAGGGGCUGCCCCUCCUGGGGGCCGUGCUGCUGCGGAAGAGAGAGAAGAGGGGACCCAAAUGCAGGCAAUGGCAGCGGGAAACCCAUCCAUACUAUGACUUCCAGGUGAAGGUGCUGAAGGCCAAAAAUAUCCAGAACACAGACCUGUUGUCUGAAGCUGAUUGCUUCGUGCAACUGUGGCUGCCCACGGCGUCCCCCAGCCCCACCAAGACAAGAACAGUGGACAACUGCAGUGACCCUGAGUGGAAUGAGACCUUCUGUUACCGGAUCCACGAUGCUGUGAAGAAUGUUCUGGAGCUCACCCUCUAUGACAAGGAUGUUCUGAGCAACGACCAGCUCUCUCGGCUGCAGUUUGACCUGAGGGGCCUCGAACUGGGCCAGCCCCACAGACAUACCUUCCUGCUCAACCAGCAGGAUUCACAAGAGCUGCAGGUGGAGUUUCUUCUGGAGAAGAGUCAAGUGCCUGCAUCUGAAGUCAUCACCAAUGGAGUCCUGGUGGCUCAGCCCUGUCUGAGAAUCCAGGGCAACUUCGGGGGAGAUAGGACAGCUUCAUGUCAAGAGUAUGGCUCUAGGUACAUUCGGCUGGCAGUGCCCGGGGCCUACGAGCAGCCACAGGUCUUGCCCCUGCAGCCUGCCAAGGAGACCGGCCACUCGCCCACCUUUUGCUUCCAUGUGAAUCCAGUGCUCCGCCCCACGCUAGAGGUGGAGCUGGGGGAGAAGCUCAAGGUCCUCCAGAGUGGCCCAAGCGCUGAGCUGGAGGCCCAGACAGACAAGCUGGGUGACGGGGGCGUCCUGCUUUCCUCGCUGCCCCUGGGCCAGGAGCAGAAGUGCGUCAUCAGCCUGGGGAAGGGCCAGGAGGUGACUCUGAGCAUGAAGGCAGAAAUGAGUUCUGAAGACCUUGACCUGCGACUUGGCUUUGACCUCUGCGAUGGGGAACGGAAGUUUCUAGACAAGCGGAAGCAUGUUGUGUCCAAGGCCCUCCAGCAUGUACUGGGACUGAGCCAGGCGCCUGACAGCAGCCAGGUGCCGGUGGUCGCUGUCCUGGGCUCAGGGGGUGGAACCCGAGCCAUGUCUUCCCUCUACGGCAGCCUGGCAGGGCUGCAGGAGCUGGGCUUCCUGGAUGCCGUGACCUACCUGAGCGGGGUCUCUGGGUCCACCUGGUGCAUCUCCACUCUCUACAAGGACCCGGCCUGGUCCCAGGGAACCUUGCAGGGUCCCAUUGAGCGUGCUCAGGCUCGGGUCUGCAGCAGUAAGAAGGGGGUGAUGUCCGCGGAGCGGCUGCAGUACUACGCCCAGGAACUGGGGACGCGGGAAAGCAGUGGCCACAGUGCCUCCCUCGUCGACCUCUGGGGUCUUGUUGUUGAGUAUUUCCUGUACCAGGAGGAAAACCCGGCCAAGUUGUCUGACCAGCAGGAGGCAGUCAGCCAGGGCCAGAACCCUUACCCCAUCUACUCCAGCGUGAACGUCCAUGUCAACAUCAGCGGGGAAGACUUUGCAGAGUGGUGUGAGUUCACCCCCCAUGAGGUGGGCUUCCCCAAGUAUGGGGCCUACAUUCCCACGGAGCUUUUUGGCUCAGAGUUCUUCAUGGGGCGAUUGCUGCAGUGUCGGCCUGAGCCCCGAAUCUGCUACCUUCAGGGUAUGUGGGGCAGCGCCUUUGCAGCUAGCCUGGACGAGAUCUUCCUGAAGAUAGGUGGUUCUGGCCUGGGUUUCCUAGACUGGCACAGAGACAGUAUAAACAUCACAGACAGCUGCCAGAAGCUGCAGCUGCACGACCCCUCCAGGCUGCAAACCAGGCUCUUCACGCCUCAGGGUCCCUUCUCCCAGGUGGUGCUUGACCUGUUCACCUCCCGCUUUACUUCUGCGGAGAACUUUAACUUCACCCGGGGCCUCUGCCUGCACAAGGACUAUGUGACUAACAGGGAGUUUGUGGCCUGGAAAGACGCACACCCGGACGCCUGCCCCAACCGGCUCACUCCCAUGCUGGAGUGCCUCUACCUGGUGGAUGGUGGCUUCGCCAUCAACUCUCCGUUUCCGCUGACCCUGCAGCCACAGAGAGCAGUGGACCUCAUUCUGUCCUUUGACUACUCCCUGGACACCCCUUUUAAGGUCUUACAGAUGACGGAGAAACACUGCCAGGAUCGAGGCAUCCCCUUCCCCAAGAUCGAGGUGCGCCCAGAGGACUUGGUGGAGCCCCGCGAAUGUUACCUGUUUGACAAGGCCGAGGACCCCCGCGCCCCCAUUGUGCUGCAUUUCCCCCUUGUCAACUGUACCUUCCGCACACACCUGGCCCCAGGUGUGGAGCGGCAAACAGCUGAGGAGAAGGCCUUUGGAGACUUUGCCAUCAAUGGGCCAGACACCCCCUACAGCAUGACAAACUUCACCUAUGAACCCGAGGCUUUUGAUCGGCUGGUGGCCCUGAGUCGAUACAACGUCUUGAACAAUGUGGAGACCCUGAGGCAGGCCCUCAGGCUGGCUCUGGGCCGGGGAGGGCAGAGAGGGGAACGAGGAGCUCCAGCCUGAGUCUGGUAAAGGGAGGGGUAGUGGUCUCUGCCAGAACCUGCCUUGAGAUCCCCUAGGUCUGGGAAAGCCCCUGCACAAAUGCAACUUGGACUUGCGAAGGGCCCUGUGUCUGUGGGAGAAAACACAGUACAUCUCUCAGGGGCUCCUGGGGGUGUGAGGCGAAAGUGAACGAGGCCUGCUUCACGCUGGCACAUGCAGCGGCUAUCAGGUAACAGCCUAGCCGCAGGGCACCCUCUCCCCCGGUGCCUGGUCUUCAGACUCUUUCUAAAAUGGGAGCCGUGAGAGCUGAGGGCUCAUCACCCUCUAUAACCCGGAGCCAAAAGCAGAGAUGCGCCCAUCCACCCAUGCUUCCCCAAACGGCCAGCCCCCUCACCCCCAACUCCUAGAUGCAGUGCUGAGCACCAUCAAAAAUGAAGGGAAGCUGUGUGGGCUGCCCAUCUGGGCCGCUCAGGCCGUUGUCCUGCCUGCUAACUCUCCUUAGCCUCUGGCCUCCCCCACCUCCUCACCCUGCCCACCUCCUCUGCUCAGCCCUGGGGGGCUCUGGGCUGAGGGUCCACCCUGACAGCGCUCCAGCUGGGGGGCGUGCGCUUGUCUCUGGCUGGUCGCGUCCUUGACGCUUGCCACACGUAGCCUUGCCACCUCACUCACAGUGUCAUCUCAGAAGCGAAGUGCAUGUGUCCAAAGAGCGCCUCCAUCUGUCGGGGCAGAUGGGUGUGCACCUGGUGGGUGUGUGCGUCCUUGGUGAGCCCCGGCUGGUGAGCACCUGUCUGUCUGAGGGAUGAG
This is a messenger RNA of Condylura cristata (star-nosed mole), 3339 nucleotides long. It is a transcript of the gene PLA2G4F, whose product is annotated as phospholipase A2, group IVF. Gene Ontology annotation, molecular function: calcium-dependent phospholipid binding; calcium ion binding. NCBI's taxonomy places the organism in Eukaryota, Metazoa, Chordata, Mammalia, Eulipotyphla, Talpidae. Gene Ontology annotation, biological process: glycerophospholipid catabolic process. The record is from RefSeq and is a predicted model, not a curated record. Gene Ontology annotation, cellular component: cytosol. The transcript is spliced from 20 exons. Bases 1 to 2556 code for a protein of 851 amino acids.